CCGGCACCAUGAAGAAGUUCUUUACCUCCUCGAGGAAGGAGGGCGAGGGCAAGUCGCCCUCCAAGGGCAGCCUGUGGAAGGCUGUGGUGGCCCACAGGGGCGAGAUUCCUGAGAAGGCCUACACGGAGACCUGCUACAACAUCAAUACGAAAGAGCUAAGCAACCUCCACCACGCUGCUUGCUUUGAGGAGGCAUGUACAGUUGAGACCGUCCUGAGGAGAGAUCCAACAUGGUUGAACAGCAGAGAUGAGAAGCGCAGGACUGCUCUACAUUUUGCCUGUGCCAUGGGCCGGGCAGAAGUGGUGAGACUCCUCAUCAAGAGAAAGUGCAAACUUAACUUGUCUGACAACAAAAACAGGACAGCUCUGAUGAAGGCCGUCCAGUGCCAGGAGGAGGAGUGUGUAACCGUACUGCUGGAGGCUCUGGCUAAGGUAGAUCUUCAGGAUACCUAUGGCAACACUGCUCUUCACUAUGCUGUUUCUCACCAGAAUGUAUCAAUAGCAAAACAACUGCUCUCACGUGGUGCAUCUAUUGACCGCCGAAACAAGAGUCACCUCACACCACUUUUACUUGCUGUAAGUCGAAAAGAAGAGGAAAUGGUGAAGUUUUUACUAGCAUUUGGAGCAAACAUAAAUGCAGUUGAUAAGUGGAAAAGAAAUGCUUUCAUGCUGGCAGAAGAAUCUCAGUCAUCAUGUAUACUCAGUCUUCUUCAGGACCAUGUUGAUAGGAUGGCCUUAGGAUGGAAUCCAGACGACACUUUUGCUAGUGGUUUUAAUAGAAAUAGAAUUCCCCAACAAAUUUCAGAAGAUAAAGAAGAAAAGAUUCUGGAAAAUCCUUCUGAAAUUAGCAAUCCAGCAGUGGAUGAGAUUGCUGGAGACCCCGUGUUCAGAAAUAGAAUUCCCCAACAAAUUUCAGAAGAUAAAGAAGAAAAGAUUCUGGAAAAUCCUUCUGAAAUUAGCAAUCCAGCAGUGGAUGAGAUUGCUGGAGACCCCGUGUUCAGAAAUAGAAUUCCCCAACAAAUUUCAGAAGAUAAAGAAGAAAAGAUUCUGGAAAAUCCUUCUGAAAUUAGCAAUCCAGCAGUGGAUGAGAUUGCUGGAGACCCCGUGUUCAGAAAUAGAAUUCCCCAACAAAUUUCAGAAGAUAAAGAAGAAAAGAUUCUGGAAAAUCCUUCUGAAAUUAGCAAUCCAGCAGUGGAUGAGAUUGCUGGAGACCCCGUGUUCAGAAAUAGAAUUCCCCAACAAAUUUCAGAAGAUAAAGAAGAAAAGAUUCUGGAAAAUCCUUCUGAAAUUAGCAAUCCAGCAGUGGAUGAGAUUGCUGGAGACCCCGUGUUCAGGAUUUCCAUCAAACCGGAUAUUUAUGGAAAACCAGAUACUGACUCAUUUUCUGAACACCUCGAUGUUGAUACCAAGAAUGUUCUGCCACCAGGGGUAAUAAAGCAAAUGACUGCUUAUCGGCAACACAUGAAAAUUGUACAAGCCAAAUUUACUGUGAGAACAGAAGAUGGAACAAUGUUUGAAGACAGCAUUUUUAAUCAUCCACAUGUGGUUCCAAGCCUUCCCACACCAUCAGUCGAAGUGCAGGGCUUUCAUGAUCCGUUCCUGCAACCACCUGGCCCUGGUCUGAAAGCUUCCUUCAAGUCUUCAACUAAGCCAGGUGGUACAGAGGAGGAGACAACAAAGCCAGCAGGUUUCAGAGAGGAAAAUGGUAUGAGUAUUACUGAAAAUGCUCCAUGAGAGCAAAAAAAUA
Molecule: messenger RNA, 1746 nt
Organism: Lemur catta (Ring-tailed lemur)
Lineage: Eukaryota; Metazoa; Chordata; Mammalia; Primates; Lemuridae
Product: putative ankyrin repeat domain-containing protein 19
Exons: 19
Coding region: 9-1733 (574 amino acids)
Molecular function (GO): protein binding
Source: RefSeq, a predicted model, not a curated record